UUUUUUUUAAUAAAGUGUUUUAUAGUCGUCAGUUGAGUGAAAUCGAGUUCAUUUUGUCAGAAUGUCAACCCUGUUGUUCUGGCAGGGCAAGGGCAAGGCGAACGGCGCUCCCAACGGCAGGAAUUGGAUCCAUGCGCCGGACACCCUUGUCAAGGGCCAUGUGGCGUAUUUAGUUAAGUUCUUAGGCUGCACACAAGUCGACCAGCCGAAGGGCAUCGAGGUGGUGAAGGACGCGAUCAAAAAGCUACAAUUUACACAACAGCUUAAGAAGUCGGAGGCCAAGGAUGCAGCGAAGUGUAAAAAAGUUGAAAUUACCGUCUCCGUCGAUGGUGUUGCCAUUCAGGAGCCGAGAUCUAACAACGUUCUCUACCAGUUUCCACUCCACAGGAUAUCCUACUGCGCGGAUGAUAAAGGGGCCAAAAAAUAUUUCUCUUUUAUAGCUAAAGGUGGCAGCGUUGACGCCAACUCUCAGCACGGAGUCAACGAUGAAGAUGACUCUGCUGAUAAACACGAAUGCUUCGUGUUCAUAUCAACGAAAUUAGCAUCAGAAAUUACCCUAACUAUCGGUCAGGCAUUCGAUCUCGCUUAUAGGCGGUUUUUGAACGACAAUGGAAAAUACAUAGAGAUGCAAAAACUGACCUUACAGAACAAGAGACUCGAAUUACAAAUGAAAGCGUACAAGAAACGCUUACAGGAGUUAUCAAAAAUAACGUACAAAGAAGACCUGUCAGCUUAUCUCGCCCGCAACAAUCUAACGAACAUCGCAGAGUUCAAACUACCCCCGGAGCUAGAAGAUAAACUAUCAACCCUUACCGUUGCAAACGGGUUCUCGUUGAACGGAACUACGGGUGUUGACUAUUGUAAGGAAAAAUUAUUACUGCCGCCGCCGGCCGCCGAGCGCGACCUGCUGCUGGCCACGCCGCCGCCCGCGCACAACGGCCGCGGCAAACUCCUCGGCGACACGUCAUCUGGAAAGAAUCCAGUCGUCGGUACAAAGUUGGAGGGUCUUCUAUUAAAUUCAGACUCGGACAGCGACUUCGACCCGCGUGCCUUUGAGUCUGAACCUGUGACCCGCUUCACAUCUCCCGUCGCAGAGACCACCGCCACACCUACGCCGCCUCUCUUGGCUCCACCACCAAAAGCGUCGAAACGUCAGUCCCAACAACAACAGCCACAACAACAGCAGCAACAACAGCAACAACAACAACAGCAACCACAACAAACGCAACAAACACUAAUGCCACCGCUAAACAACGACAUAUUCGGCUCAACGCCAUUUUCCGUACCUGUGACGUCACCGUUCGCUCCAACCACUAAGCCAAACUACGACAUAGGCGACUUUAACCUUCAAACGUCAGUUUUUAAUUCCACCACUUCGUUUACUAACGGCCUGACGGGCUACGAUCCGUUCGAGACGCAGAAACAGGGAAAUAUCUUCGGUAAUAAUUAUGGCAACACUUUCAACGGUUUUGGGAAUUUGAGUGAGAAGCAAACCGUGGAGCUGGACAGCAGCUUUAACGGGUUCUUAGAUAAGACUAUUUCGGAGAUGAAGGAUGGAUUUAGCAGAGGGAUCACCUUUGGAAACGACGAUUUUUCAAUAGAUAACCUCGAUCCUCUUAAGAAGAAUUAAAAUACAUCGGAAUUAAAUUUAAUAAUAGUUAAUAUUAACAAUCCUUGUAUUGAUUCACACAAAUAUAAAUGUCAAGAAAAAUCUAGAAUGUGUUCUGAUAAGUCAGUCUGUGUAAGUCAUACUGAUAUAGGUCAACAUUUUAGGGGUAGUUCUUCUGAAAGUUUCAAUAUACUUUGUACCAAAAAAAUUACACGUGAUUAUUGGAUAUGGGGGAAGGGGUUGAAAAGUUACAAAAAGAAAACCACGUGAUUAAUGACUGACCACUCGAGUCCACAAACAAAGUCACUGUUACCAGUACAAUUUACAGUAAUACUGGCCAGUACAUUUCGGAAUACAGCCUUGUGUGAGUCAAAUCGAUGAUUAAAAAAAAUGUUGCCAUUACAUUGGUUACAAAAUACGUGAUAAUAGGUAGUAUUCACGUUUUUCCCUAUUUUUAUAUAGAAGUUUUUUUUAAUAUUUAAUGAAUCUCCGAUUUAACAAUAACUGUAAUUUUUUGUAGAAAAAAUCAACAGUGAUAUUUUAUAGCUUCACGAUAAUCUGCUCAAUGUCAUUCCGAAAGUGCCUUAAGCUUUUUUAAAAAAUAAUAAUAACCAUAAUAAUAUAAGGCAAAUAAAGAAUUAAAAUUUGAAGAACGCCUCAAAUUCUGUGAUAAUUCUUUUAAAAUUGAGGCACUUCAAAAUUAAUUACAAUUGAACGAUAUAAAUAAAAAUGUCAAAAUAUAAUAAAACUGCGAAAUAAUAUUUUCCUAUCGAUAUUUUUGUCGGAUCCCUAAUAUAAAAAUUGGCCAAUAUAUCAAGCAACUAGUUGACACAUCUGACAACACCUGAAUCAACAGUUGACUAAACUGUAGCCGAUAAAAAUAGUCUGUGGGAAGACUUACUAAAUAUAACAUAAUAUAGUAAGUAUAGCCUUUUUCGAUCGAAUUUAUAAAAAGAGGACAUACAUUUUUCAUAAAAGUUUCUAGAAAAGAUAUACAUAUAAUAAAGAUUUUUUUCUUUUAUUUAAAA
Messenger RNA from Melitaea cinxia (Glanville fritillary), 2637 nucleotides. It is a transcript of the gene ced-6, whose product is annotated as PTB domain-containing adapter protein ced-6. The transcript has 12 exons. NCBI's taxonomy places the organism in Eukaryota, Metazoa, Arthropoda, Insecta, Lepidoptera, Nymphalidae. The record is from RefSeq and is a predicted model, not a curated record. The coding region runs from base 62 to 1630 and encodes 522 amino acids.